CAUCAACAAGAGAUCGUAUAUUACAAGUAGCAACUUCUGUAGCGUCCCGACUAAAACAUACCUGUUUAGAAUUAAGUAGGCUUGUAUGUUAUAAUGAAAUUCUUGAAAAGGACUUAUGUUCAACGGUAAUGGAAGAUAAAACAUAUUGGCAAAAUCGAAGAAGUUAUUUUACUCCUGGAGAUAACAUGGAUGAUAAUUCUUCUUUUCUAUUUACACAAUCUGAUUUUCCAUCAAAAACUUUGGGUGUUCCUGAGUCAUUUGGUCAAUUAUUUGUCAAGGAACCGAUUAGUAGUAGUAAUAAACUACUCGAUCCAGCUGAAAGGGAUGCUGAAAAUAAUUUACGAUUAGCUACUAUGACUUUAUUACCUUGUAGUUCUACAUCUUCUUUAUCUUCAAGUUCAAGUACUAGUGGUUCCAGUAGAUUGACUCUUUCAAUUAAUGGUGAUAAUGAAGAAGAGUAUGAUUUUCAAGGAAAUGUUUCAGAGUAUGAACUUGAGAUAUUUCCACAAAAUGGUAAUCGUAAUGAAGAUCGAGAUGAUAUUAGUUUUAGGGAUGAUGCUAGUAGUAUAAUUAUACUUGAAGACAUUAGGGAUCGAUCAUCUUUAGCGAAUAGAAGUGAAGACGAAGAAUACGAAGCUAGUGUGCAUGACAUUGGAUCAGAACACCAUGGAGAACGUUCAGAUGGGAGGGAAGCACAUGCGACAGAACAUAAUGAAAUUCUAACAUCGUCAUCAUUGGAAAAUAAGAAAGUGAGCAAAUCCGAAAAUGAAACGCUAGUUGUUGGAAAUGUUCCAAAGGCUCAAUUUGAAGUUCCUCAAAUUCAGCUAGAUUUGAAACCUGAGAGUAGACUACCAAUGAACUUAGGUUUAGGAAUAACAUCUAAUGAAGUAACAGUACCUGUUCUUGUUAUAUCAGCUGUUGAAGAAGAAUUUAAGGACGAAACGAAUGAUGGUAAUGUUUCGGAUGAUAGUGGAGAUCAAUUUGUCGAUGCUGAAGAAUGGGGAUCGUAA
Molecule: messenger RNA, 1010 nt
Organism: Cetraspora pellucida
Lineage: Eukaryota; Fungi; Glomeromycota; Glomeromycetes; Diversisporales; Gigasporaceae
Source: the annotation of a GenBank genome assembly